This is a messenger RNA of Sesamum indicum (sesame), 1667 nucleotides long. Its product is annotated as serine carboxypeptidase-like 13. Gene Ontology annotation, molecular function: acyltransferase activity, transferring groups other than amino-acyl groups; serine-type carboxypeptidase activity. Gene Ontology annotation, biological process: proteolysis; secondary metabolic process. The record is from RefSeq and is a predicted model, not a curated record. NCBI's taxonomy places the organism in Eukaryota, Viridiplantae, Streptophyta, Magnoliopsida, Lamiales, Pedaliaceae.
UUAUAUAUAGAGGCAAGUGAGGCGAGGAGGUCGGCAGUCACUCACGCCUUUGACGUAGCUUAUCCGUUGCCAGAGAAACUAAGUAAGAAGAAAGAGAGUAGGGAGGAUGAAAUACUACUCUUCCUUCCAUUUGCUUCUCUCUUUGCUUCUCCUUAUCAACGCUACUGCCUCUUCACAAUCCAUCAUCAAUACCCUGCCCGGAUUUCAUGGAACCCUGCCCUUCAAACUCGAAACCGGAUAUAUUGGCGUGGGAGAAGAAGAUGAAGUGCAGCUGUUUUACUAUUUCAUUGAAUCAGAAAACGACCCGCAAACAGACCCUCUGAUACUAUGGCUCACAGGGGGACCGGGUUGCACCGGUUUUUCCGCGCUGGUUUACGAGAUUGGUCCAUUAGCUUUUGAUCUUGAAGCUUUUGAUGGAAGCUUUCCUUCUUUCAUUACAAAUCCGUAUUCAUGGACAAAGGUUGCUAACAUUAUAUUCAUAGACUCCCCUGUCGGAACUGGAUUCUCCUACGCCACUACUACAGAAGCCUAUAAUACCUCCGACACUAAAUCCGUCGAACAUAAUUACUCGUUUAUGAGGAAGUGGUUGUCGAAUCACCCAGAGUUUGUGAAAAAUCAUCUGUAUGUUGCCGGUGACUCUUAUGGAGGCAAAAUCGUUCCCAUGGUAGCUCUGGAAAUAGCGAAAGGUAAUGAAGCUAGAUUUGAGCCACGGAUAUUACUCCAAGGGUACAUUGUCGGGAAUUCAAGGACAGAUGCAAAUAAGGAUGACAACGAGAAGCUUCCUUAUGCUCAUAGGAUGGCGCUCGUUUCAGAUGAAUAUUUUGAGCUAGCAAAAAGCAACUGUAAUGGAGAGUAUGUGAGUCCUGAUCCAGAUAACAUAGGAUGCCUUUACGCUCUUCGACUUGUCAAUGAGUGUACGAGCCGUGUCAAUGGCGGGCACAUUCUGGAGCCGAAGUGCAAACUCAUGUCACCAAGACCUAGCGUUUCUCGGUCGCCCCAACUAUUCCUAGAAGAUGAUCCAGUUGACCUCCUUUCCUUGUCCAAACAAGAGAAACCAUGGUGUCGUAACUAUAAUUAUGCCUCCUCUUAUGUCUGGGCAAACAAUGAAACUGUCCAAGAAGCUCUUCAAAUCAGACAGGGAACAAUAAGUGAUUGGAAAAGAUGCAGUAGGAGCUUAUCCUAUGAACAAGAUGUAUUAAGUGUUUUCAAACAUCAUCAACUUCUCAGUGACAAAGGCUUUCAAGCCUUGGCAUACAGCGGUGAUCACGACAUGAUUAUACCUUACAUGAGCACUUUGAAAUGGAUACGCGAUUUAAAUCUGACCCUCGACGAGGAUUGGAGGCCUUGGACUGUCGACGGUCAAGUUGCAGGAUACACAAUGAAAUACAAGAACAAUCAAGCAGAACUCACUUUUGCCACAGUAAAGGGUGCAGGGCAUACAGCUCCAGAGUACAAGCCCAAACAGUGUCUUGCCAUGAUCAAAAGCUGGUUAUCUUUAUAUCCACUAUAGGUUUUGACUCGGACAUUUCUGAAGAUGAAAUCGAAAAUGGUCCCUCACAGCUUAAAAACUCGGGAUGUACUCAAGGAGUUGAAUCUUGGUACAAUUGAAGAGCCACGCCCUAUAUUCAUCAGUACACUCCUGAGCCCAGAAGAAUAAGAGUAAUACU